Cokeromyces recurvatus is the source of this 882-nucleotide messenger RNA. RefSeq names its product proteasome subunit beta type-7. Bases 65 to 874 code for a protein of 269 amino acids. The transcript is spliced from 6 exons. Lineage: Eukaryota; Fungi; Mucoromycota; Mucoromycetes; Mucorales; Mucoraceae. Gene Ontology annotation, cellular component: proteasome core complex. Gene Ontology annotation, molecular function: threonine-type endopeptidase activity. The record is from RefSeq and is a predicted model, not a curated record.
UUUACCUUUUUUUUAUUUUUUUAUUUUUUUUAAUCAAGAUAUAACUUAUUUUUUAAAAGACAACAUGGUUAAUAAAGUACAAUUAAGGAAGGGCGGCUUUAACUUUGAUAAUUAUACAAGAAAUAAAGCACUUGAAGCAAGUGGUGCUAAACCUCCCAAAGCAACCAGUACAGGAACUACAAUUGUUGGUGUUAUAUUCAAGGAUGGUGUCUGUUUAGGUGCUGAUACAAGAGCAACAGAAGGUCCUAUUGUGGCAGAUAAGAACUGUGAAAAGAUUCAUUACAUUGCUCCAAACAUUUAUUGUUGUGGUGCUGGUACAGCUGCAGAUACUGAAUUUACAACUAAUUUGAUUAGUUCUCAAAUUGAAUUACAUAGCUUAUCAACUGGUAGAAAACCUCGUGUUAUUACAGCUAUGACAUUAUUAAAGCAAAUGCUUUUCAAGUAUCAAGGACAUAUUGGUGCUGCACUUGUAUUAGGUGGAUUUGAUGUCACUGGACCACAAUUAUAUACAGUUUAUCCUCAUGGAAGUACGGAUAAAUUGCCUUAUGUCACUAUGGGUUCAGGUUCAUUGGCAGCAAUGAGUGUAUUUGAAAGUAAAUGGAAGCCUGAUAUGACUCGUGAAGAGGCUAUUGAGAUUGUUAAGACAGCAAUUGAAGCAGGUAUUUUCAAUGAUCUUGGAUCUGGUUCAAAUGUUGAUGUAUGUGUAAUUACAAAAGACAAAACUGAAUACCUCCGUAACUAUGCUCGUCCUAAUGAACGUGAGGUUAAAGAACAAAGUUACCGUUAUCCUAGAGGUACUACAGCUGUAUUGAAAACUUCUAUUGAAAAGCUUGUUUCAGUUUCCAAUGGUGAUUUAAUGGAUAUGUCAUUAUAAGAAAAUAA